CGAGGUUGUACAAAAUUUGGCGCUAAAACAUUUUUUUGUGAACUAAAGUCAUUCAGCGAAUUACAGUAUCAUGUUUGGCGAGAAGGCGCUCGAGCUUAUUAAGCAGCUAAAAAGAGCUCGGGAUGGGACAUUACCACCUUUCGACGAGGAUGUUAUCAGACAGGCACUUGAGGAAAUGAGGGUGCUUUUCGAAGAAAAUUCAAAAGAAGUGAAUGCAGCCGUGGAUGGAGAACAAGGACUAUUUUCUGGUGUUCAACUCAGGCAUGCCAGUCUUGAGAGAAACAAGCGAUGCAUUUUAGCAUAUAUAUACCAUCGAAUGAUGAAAAUAAGAAAUUUUAGGUGGGAUGUUGGUAGUGUAUUGCCGAACAACAUCAAACUUAAUUUAUGUGAGCAAGAGACUCAAUGGUUUAAUAAGUAUAACAAAUCGAUUGCAAAUUACAUGAAGUCAAUAGGUGGUAUCGGGUUCGAUUUAACACAGCAUCUGAAACCUCCAAAGAUGCUAUAUAUAGAGGUACGUUGUCUAACAGACUAUGGUGAAUUUGAGACUGAUGAUGGAACAGUGAUUCUACUAAAAAAGAACAGCCAGCAUUUCCUUCCCCGAUCCCAAUGUGAACAUCUGAUACGACAAGGCAUUCUGCAGCACUUGAUUUAAUACUUGGAGAUCAUGAAUUACUCUCCAUCUAACAACAAUCAGCUUGCUACCAACUAUUUAUUCGAGGACUUUCUUACCAAAAUGACAAGAAGAUUUGCAUUUAAUUCAGCUUAUUGCAAAAGGACAGUUCCAAUAGACGACAGAACUUUGCUGCUACACCUACAAUCUAAACUUGUAUCUAAUAAAGAUCUUUAUCAGUAGUUAUUCAUGUAAAUCGAAAUUUAUCUUCUUCAUAUAGUUUCUAGAAAGACAAGUGAUCACUUUCAUUUACAAAUACCCAAUUUGUAAUGUAUCGAGUCUCACCUUUUUGAAUUUUACUAUUUGUCUAAUAUCGUUUUUCGUCAAGCCUAGUUGAUUCCAGUAUCUUGAUAGCCAUACUGCAACAUGGUAGUAAAGUAAGCGCGUUUCACUUUGCAGCCUCUCUUCUGUGUCCAGUAUAAAGUAUCGUCUUCGCAGCGGUUUUGGUUCUGCAAAUGUCAUUGAAAUAGCCUUGAUUGCCUCUGAAAGAAAGUUACUGAAACUAUAUGUUUUAUAACUUUCAAAGCUCAAAGGAGUUUGUGUUAAAAUUAUGAAAUGGGAUCUUCUUUUACGUACUGUCUGGCUAUUAUUUUUAUUUCCUUGUUACCUCAUGGGUCAUACGUCGUUUGGAAGUGUUAAAUGUAAAAAAAUAUUGAUUUUACGUUUUCCACUUUUUUUUAUAAUUAUUUGUCUCCACGAACUUUUGCUGUAAAAUUGCUUUUGUUCAGAUACUGCUGUAGAUUAGGUUUUUUAUAACAAAAUUACACUACUUGGAAACUUACGUUGACUCAGCAAAUAAAAAUUCGAUGAAAUUUUGGUAUAAUUGUAAUACCAUGUACUGUAGUAUAUUUGUGCAAUAUUUACUAAAUAGAGCCAACCUCUUUUGUAGCCAAUCCUUUCAAGGCAUCAAAUAACAAUCCGAAAUCAUGCUACUCAAUACCUGAGUUUAAAAUCUGGAUUUUUUGACUUACCUUUGAGUUACUGAAAUAGAUUUGACUUACCGAAAUUAAAAGGACAUGUGCAGCUUUGAAAAGAGUAGCUAUAAACUUAGCAGCUAUUUCAACUAUCUUGUUAUUACUCAACUUUCCUUCUUUCAAGAUCAUCUUUCAAUAUAUGUUUGAUGGUACCUUUUGAAAAUAGUUAACGUUUUCAUUUUCAAAAGUAGAACGAGAAGCUUAGCAACAGUAGAGCUAUUUUCAACCGAAAAACAAGGCAAGCCCUCUAACUUGUAAAACACUUUCACUUUUUUCUUGACGGUAUCUUUGGAAAAUUGUUUACAUCGUCUCCCCCUGUACAUGAAGUUUAGAGUUCUAGCCCCUUUGUCAACCAUGUGACGACGUUGCAACUGUUCAAAAGGGUAGCAAUUUACCCCUCUGGUUCAGUUGUGGGCGCCGUCGACCCAAGUGGUUGCUUCGUAACAAGAGUUUCCUGGGUUUACCAUUAUAAGUAUUGAUAUGAAUAAAAAAGAUAACUAAUUUUUUGCUUCUACUUCAUUGUGACCCCCCCCCCCCCCCCAAACAAAAAGUUGUAUCUCGGUCUUUGGUUGUAUUGCUUUGAAUUUCAACGUCAAAAGCUUAUAAUACAUAAAGACUAGCACAAAAUGUAUGUAAUACUACCUUUAAUCUUCAUAGAUUCUGACCAAUUGAUUCUUGAUCUGAUAUUGUCUGACGCCAUCCCUGCGAAGUGUCCGAAGACGAAUUCCCUCUUUGCCAGAUGGUAUCCACAUGCUAUAGCCUGCAUGUAAGAUCCAUCGGCAAAAGUCCGUUUAAGUUUUAUCAAGACUAACGAUUUGCUGACUUUAAAUUCAAAUAACUUUUGUGCUAUAUGUGCGACGGGUAUGCCCAGUAUUUUGCGCAAAGUGGUAUACUUUUUUCCAGCUUUGAUAAGGGCCAACAUGCAGAGAUGUUGCAGUGUCGUAAAUCUCUUUGCAUUAGAUUGACGUGCUGUCAUGUUGCGUUGUUCUUCCAAGCUGGUCUCUGGUAUGUAUAAAUUAAAAUUCAUCAGUUUGAUAGGCAGUUCUUCUAAUGUCGUAUUAUUUUGGUUGAAAGAAGAAGGAGAUUGCUUUCAAACGGGGGUCGCUGUUGACCCUGAAACUUUAAAUUUCGCACAUUUGGUUUUCCAUUUACUACGUUUAUCGAUAACACCAGCAGGGGCGGAUACAUAGCAAACUUAAAGGAGGGGCAGUUGGUAGUGGAGCGCUGAAAAAUUUUCAAAAAUUGACGACGAGAGAACGCUGUAUACAACAAUUUUCAGAUCCAUUUUCGGAAUAAACAAUAUAACUUUGAAGUAAUCCUUGAAGCAAAUUAGCCUAUCGGUCUCACAAACUUUUUCACCUGAUUCUCAUUCUUCAAAAGGGGCACACAAUUUCCAAAAAGGGGCGCUAUACUUGCUUCAACUCGUCGAGGGAGGGGCAACUGCCCCUAGUUGCCCCCCUUAAAUCCGCCACUGAAGAUCAGGGAGCUCUCCUAAUAGAUUGAAAUCGAUUCUUGUUAUACAAAUACAAUUGUAGUAGGUGGAAAUGGAGAAAGUAUUUUGCAUGUUACCAAGGCUGGGCUCUUUCAAACUGUCUUCUUUAUCUCUUCUCUAACUACAUCUCGUGCUGCUAGGAACAUAAUGCUCUCGUUUCAUAAAGUAUCCUUUAAAAAUGUUCUGCUAUUCGAAUGACGUUUGACUUUCUCUGUGUGGAAAUAUGACUGUAUUGCCAAAGCACGUAAAAUAAGAAUGUUGCAAUUAACUUCUUCAGUCUGAAGAUCUUCGGACCUGUUGCUGACGAGGAAAUAACUUGACGUAAAAAGUGAAAUCUUUCCAUGUAUGUUUUAUUUCUAAAACUAAAAUAGAUUUAUUAACCCUCAGCACCAGGAAAUGAUACUUAAAAACGUACCAACUGAUAUCUAACGUCAGAUCAGAAUGACACUAUAGGUGUUUCAAAGAUGGACUGGCUCUUUCUCAAAGUUGAAUAAGCCUUCUCGCGUCUACUUCACCUAUUUCCUUGUUUUAAUCGUUAAAUGUCCAAGCCAGCUAAACUAUCUCCUUUCAUUCCCUUCAUUAUUUCUUUUUUAAGUAUCAAGCACUAAAUGCUUUUCCAUCUAAUUUUUCGGCUUAAACUUUUUCCCUGUUUAAAUUCUCUAGAAAAUACUCUUUCUCUUCAUUCUGUCCGAACAGUUUUUGCUCUCGCGCCAUUUGUAUAACCAAAUUUUUGUUUUUGUCAGUGAAAGUGGCGAUAAAAGAAUUAUAAGUGAAGAGAACCAUUGCGCGCUGAUGGCAGGAGCCUCCGGUCAUGAAUUCUCUAGUGCACUGAUUUGUGGUAAAAACAUGUCAGCUAACGACAAAUCUUGGUAGCUUAACUUUUGAUUGCAAAAGACGCUUUUUUUGCUAACUUUCCCAGCAUUAUUAAGGCAGGACUUUUAAUCAUUAAUAAAUUAUCGACCACAUCUUCUUUUUACUGCAGAUAUUCAACCUACAUGCAGCUGCAAUCUGAUGUUUAUGUCAUCUUUUUAGACUGUAUCCAUGUUUUCUAAUCCUGCGGUUCCUGAUUUAUCGAUUAUACGAAGCAGCUUGUCCACAUAAGGCACCUCUUUCAUUCGGAAUUGAUCAAAAAGCGAAAUUGAUGUUUAGUCCUUAGCGAUUAAGUUAUAAGUACAUGACUUUAUGAGAUAUGACAAAUGUCAGCAAAUGACGUUACACGAGCUUUAUUCACUAAAAAUUAAGAGCAUGAACUUUCUUGGCAAAUUUCAAGUUUCAUCUCGGGGUUUCUCCUUAAAGUUUAAUUUUAAAGGCUCAUACUUCAAGAUCAAAAUUUUGCCAAUUAUUUACAUGCAUCUUUCAUUAAAGAUAUUAAAAUACUUUGUUUUCCUUGGUAUAAAGUCUAAAUAGCUUGCAUUGAAGGCUAUAGCCAAAUGCAUAACUUUAGCACGGUUAUUCAAGUUAAUAAAGAGUCGUCUUAAGAGCCCAAUAUUGCUUCAUUAAGAAAAAGAUAGAUGACCCAUCUUUAUGAAGCGGCAGUUAGAAUUCACAAGUAACACUCAAAGGUCUUAAAUCGUACUACACUCUUUUUUUAUAAGAACAAGUUUAUAAGAACACGAGCCUCAAAACUUGUCAAAAGUUAAGAACAAAUUAAGAACAAGCUGAGGCUGAGCUUCUUCAAAAUGCAAUUUUAAAUCCUCGGUUUUUCUCAAAACCGAGGAUUUUUAGCGACGUGUGGGUGCUUUUUCGAUGAAUAUUAAAAUGUGUCAGCAAAUUAAGGCUGUCUCACUCAAUUUGUUGGCAAAUGAGGCCUGAACACCUCCUUAGCAAUAGCACUGUUUACACCCUCUUAAUUUAAGAACAAAUUAAGAACAAUCCAGCCUCAGAUUUUUGAAAAAAUUAAAAACAGUCAGCCUGAACUUAAAUUUACUGGUUCUUAUAAAAAAGAAUGUAGUACAAGCCUUCAAGUCAGACAGAAGCACUGAGCGAGCAUGUACUCAAAUUUGCCUUUUUUUCAAAACGUAAUUCAAAACUUUUGCAAUCAUUCAUCUUCAAAGAAACCAGUGUCUUGAUAAUAGGAGAGGGUAUACCCAAACCUACCCAAAUCCGCCGAGACAUCAUUUUUGUGCUACAAUGCUAUUGGUUGACCUUGAACUGGUCACAUCAACCCAUUCCGUACUGAUUUACAAAACAGCUUCCGUUAGGUCAAAAGCAAGUUGUCAGCAACCGAUGUCAAUAUUUAGUAUUGUUUCCUGUCACGUUCCUGUUGCGUUCUCUGUCACAAGUCACAUGUUCUGUUAAGUCAUGUUGUGAACGCUAUCUAUUGUGUAAUUCCACAGUGCAUUUUCUAUUGUUUAGCUGUUUAUUUGUUUUGGUAUUUACGCUUAUAUUCUUAUAAUUAACUGUGUGCAUUAAUAAAUAGCAAGAGAUUUACUAAUCAUUUGAGCAUAAUUAUACUAAUCCUGUCUUUUCCUUGUUUCAAUAAUAAUGCUUUGUGUGCAGGCUAAGUAAUUUCGUAAUUUUGGUGGUUUUGGUAGAAGAAUCGGAAACCUCACUAAACUUGUAUUUUUGAGAUCUACUCUGCCAAAAGAACCAGCAAGAACAUGAGAAGUUCUAAUAUGUAUCUUAAUGGCAAUGUGUUUGUAUGUCAUAGUGUGAUGUUCCUAUUGCCCUGUUAAUUGGCUUCCGUUUAUUAAGCCUGAUUUUUUUACCUGCGAAUUUUUCUCUCGAAUUCGAAGUUCAAUUUACACUGGCAGAAAUUUUUAUGCGAAUUCGCUGCGAGUAUUACAUAAGAAUAUAGCGACUGUCCGAAGAGUGCUCUUAUGGGGGCCUAUUAUAGGUUUGCGGACUCACGGCUUGGACCCGGAUUUAAACAUGGUUUAUCUACGGACUGCGGUUUCAACAAAAGUUGCGUCUUGUGUCUUUCGGUAUAAAUUCGCAACGGUUUAUGGCUUUUAUAAUACGGUUGCGGCUUUUAAAUGAAAUAACGGUCCGCGGCAAGGCUUUUCACUUUACACCAAAGGUUUUGAAAAGAGCUCCAUGUCGAAUAGGAGUAACGUAAGAAUGGACAAGCUACUGUCAGUCAUUGCUGUCAGUUAGAACAAGAGUGGGAGAGGGAAGCAGGGCCGGCCAACAAACAAAUAGGAUCCCCAAGAAAUAUUCGGGAGUUUUAUAUGGUGUCAUAGGGUUCUUUUACACUUAAAACAGUGUACUGGAUGAGAAGGAAUACAAUGAGCAGCCCCCCAAUAUGAAUUUUGUUCCGACGGCACUGAAGGAAUCCUGAUGUGGGUGUUGAAGCAUGCGGUGGAGCCUCCGUUCCGCACGACCCAUGAAACACCAGCUGCAUAAGAAAAGAACAGCUUCAACAGGUUAGUGGACCUUGGACUUGCCUGGAUUAGAAAGCUACAGUGCGUGUUGGGGAAAUAACUGACACAAAGUGACGAACAAAGAGAUUGGCAAAGGGAGGAGAAAAACGUCAUUAGUAUAUAUUUCCUUUACUGUGGGUUAUACGAUCAUUUGGCAAGAGCAUGGCGAAAAGCCGAAGAAGUGGGUGCGAACUUUUCGAUAAGAGUUUUAUCAACGAAGAGAGAAAUGUAUGCAAAGAAAUAUUCGAGUACAUUACCCGACCAGCGUAAUCUGGUGGAUAGUAUUUACUGUUUUGAAGCAAUUGCUUGGUCUUCUCAGGAGUUAGUAGAAAUAUUGGCUUGCUUCCUUGGCUGAAACUUGGCGUGCGUGAAGACGCGCUUUGCGAAAGAGGGUCACAAAAUAGUGAACAGGUAGACAUUCUUUACACGACUCUACAGUAUCUGCAGAAAACUUUAUUCGUUACAAGGGUACUUGUUUGAUCGGCGAGGGAUUGUCGUCAAAUAUCCGUCUAUUCGGUUCUACACGUGUGUCAAAAGCGAUUGGAAACGGCAGAACUUUCAGAGGCAGAAUUCAUAAUUCACACACUUACGUUCUAAAAUUGAUAACAAUAUAUCAGGUGUUCUUCAAAGACCAAUAAACAACGGUUAAAACAAAGUAACAAACGGAUAAGAAACAAACUGAAAAUACGUAUCAAUCUAGAAUUUGCCAAACUUGGACAGCACUUUUAGCAUUUUAUCGAUGCUGCAUGUUUGCGUGUAUCAUUCUUUAAAAAUAGAAGAGAUAAGCAGUACAUUGCCCCGUCUUAAUAAACUGCAGGUAGGUAGUGUCUGCGAAUGCCUAAUUAAGAAUUAGGGUGAGUGUUUGGAUCAAUAGGUGCAUUGUUCGAAACUUAGAUGGCUACCAGCCUAACGCCCAGGGGCGAGUACACAAUACUUACCCGCCAGCCCAACACGCAAGGUACAAUGGUCUCUAGUUUGUAUUCGCUAUGCAUUAAUCGCAUAAAGCGCUCUCGUAACUGGGAACACUGCAUUUUAUCAACCCCCGUAAAAGCAAUAAGGUUUGACUUGCUAACCAUGGAUAUGCAUAGAAACCCUGUAAUAGUUAUUGCAACACAUUACAACAUGUCCGAUGGAGAGAUAGCGACAGGUCUUAACUGCGGGUACCAUGUAUUUAAGCAACGGUUCCUUAUUGGCUCCUUCGAGGCUUGCGUGUAUUCUGAACCGCGUGACCAUACACAAUGGUUUUGCAGCCUCUCAAUUCAGCAGGUUGUUGUUGGUGAGGUGGAGGGAAAUUUGAGUAAUGCUUUAGAAACAGCCAAUGGAAAACUAGAAGAGAAAGGCAUUAGGCUGUGUUUGCAGAGCAUAAAUGCAUGGGUAGAGAAGCACAAUGUCCCAUUAAAAGGUCUUGUUUAGUAGACUUGUGCUUGCGCAAAAAUAACCUGCUAUUACCAUUAAUUGAAAAUGUACAUCUGUGUUAAGUUUUAUCUUCAGUCUGGUGUUGUUAAGAGUCCAACCCAUUAAGCCUUUAGUUCCCUUUUCCAUUGGUCUAGGAAACGGUAUUCUCUUCAUUUUCGCCUAAAGACUCAUUGCUAACAAUGAGCCAUUGCGAUACGUAAGCAUCCCAUAAUGCAUUUUUAGACUGAAAUCAAUUUUGGUUAAUCCGUAGAAAAUUACUGCCAUUGUUUGGACCGUCGCCACGCUCGCAAAGGUCCAUUGUUAGCAAUGAGUCUUUAAAGGAAUCAUGUCCCGACGCAUUUCAAUGGCCAUUUAAAAUCCCACUGGUUAGACUAUACAAUAGACCUUUGUUACGGAGCCAAUCGGCUAAUCUUCAAGGUGUUUAGAAGAUGGUUCAAAGAGCCAUCUCGUCAUUUCUAUUUCUCAAGUAGAAGAUUAACCGAUUGACAUAGGCAGCAAACAGGGGAAGUGUAGGGGCAAUUCUACCCCCAAAACCAAAUAUAAUAGCCCCAUUCCCCGUCCACAAAUCCACUAGACGUGCUUACCCUGUCGUAGUUAUAGUAAAUGACACAUUCUAUAUGAAAGUUUUGAGGUCAGUUAAUCGAGCAGGUUCACAAAAAGCGCGUUUCAGGAAAGUUGCAAGAAAAAUUUGGGAAAGCCCGCCUUAAACUCGUCCUUGGAUCAACCUCCAUCUAAAUUCAAGAGGUUGAUUCUUCAUUGAAGAGAUGUUUUUGGAACUUUUAAUCCAGCAAUUUAGAUUUGACUGGCCCUUUAAAAGUUUUGACUUCAGGUUUCUUGAUACGGCGAAACCUCCAGACAAUGGGAACUGCCUACAACCGACAAACCAACGUUCACUGUAAUGAUACCUUGGAAUCCGACUGAAACCUCUCUAUAGUGAUUUUGGCGUUUUGUAUUGUCGCAGGUAUCAUUAAACUAUGUACUCUAGCAGUUUGAUUUUUAAGACAAUAGAAGAAACGAAGCAGCUGAUUCAUAAUAAUUAAUACUUACACAUAAA
This is a messenger RNA of Rhopilema esculentum, 8968 nucleotides long. Its product is annotated as DNA replication complex GINS protein PSF1. NCBI's taxonomy places the organism in Eukaryota, Metazoa, Cnidaria, Scyphozoa, Rhizostomeae, Rhizostomatidae. The record is from RefSeq and is a predicted model, not a curated record. Gene Ontology annotation, biological process: DNA replication; DNA strand elongation involved in mitotic DNA replication. Gene Ontology annotation, cellular component: GINS complex.